AUGAUCUGCCGGAAACAUAUUACUUUUUAUAAGGAUAAUUUUAUAGUCAUUUUAAAAUUGAGUAAAUUUUUGUCUCUUCAUUUAGCUGCAACUGAUGAAAUUGAUUAUUAUGAUGAUUACUCAGAGGAAUUGACAACAACAAUAAAACCAACACAACAACCAAAGAAAGUAAAACCGGUUGUGAAGAAAACAGAAAAUGAGUUUAAUCCAUUAAUGAGGAAAACAGUUCAAUAUCGAGAAAAAUCUCCAUCCGGAUCCAAUGCUGAAUAUUAUGAUGAUGAAAUUAUUGAAACAACAUGGGUUGUUAAAUUGGGUAACAAGAAUGUAACUGAUAAAGAUUUACUCAACUACAUCAAUAAAGAAACAAAUAUUGAAGAACUUUUCAAAAAUAGUCUAAAAGACAAUUCCAGCAAUAGUGAUUAUAAAUAUGACAGUGAAACACUAACAUCAUUGUUUACUGUGCCUAAGACAGUAAAAAUCAGCAGUAAAAAGAUUGAUCGAUUUUUGGAUAAGGAUACUGAUUUAGACGGUAUGCUGAAAACAUAUUUCCCAAUGGAAACAACUACAAAACGCCCAAUUGAAGUCAUAUCAAAAACAUUUUGGUUCUCAAAAGAUUUUGACAAAGAGAUAGAGAAUUUGGGUAUUUCUCAAAUCUUAAAAAAUUCAAAAGACUUCAAGAAAAUUUUAAAUGAUCAUAAGAAUUCCUCUUCAGCUACUGAGAGUUUCACCUAUGAUUCAGAAGGCGAAGUAAUUGAUGAAUAAAACUUGAUAAUUUUUCUUUUGUUUUUAAAUAACACAUUGUUUUUUUGUUUAAACGAAAAUUUAAAAAAAAGGUUUUGGUAAUAAAUUCAUUCUUAAUAAAGUAUGUGCUUGUUUUUUUAUAAACUAUCAAAGUGGUAUGAUUUAACAAAUUUCAUAGAAAUGAUGAAAAAUGAAAAUUAUCAUCACUUUAAAAAAGAGUUUUGUGCAAAUUAAAGCAUUUAUUUAUUAAACGUAGAAAAACUUGGUACAAAUAUGGCACCGAGGAGAUAC
This is a messenger RNA of Trichobilharzia szidati, 1032 nucleotides long. The record is from the annotation of a GenBank genome assembly. Lineage: Eukaryota; Metazoa; Platyhelminthes; Trematoda; Strigeidida; Schistosomatidae.